Fraxinus pennsylvanica is the source of this 2730-nucleotide messenger RNA. NCBI's taxonomy places the organism in Eukaryota, Viridiplantae, Streptophyta, Magnoliopsida, Lamiales, Oleaceae. The record is from the annotation of a GenBank genome assembly.
AUGGGCACUGUGGAGAAGAAGAAGAUAGAAGGUCGAGGAUUGAUAGAUGUGGUGUUUUCUUGGUCUAUAGAAGAAGUGAUGAACAAGGAUCUUUACAAGAAUAAGGUCGAGCCAAUUCCGGAGACAUUCUAUACAGCAGAACACUAUCUCCAGUCAUUCAACUACCCUCUUCUAGAAGAAACACAUGCUAGUCUGCGGUCAAGUUUUACUCCUAAGAGUCGUCCACCUGCACGUGAAAUAUUUGAUGUCAACCCUGACAAAGAUUUCAGACUUCCCAAAGAUUUGUUCUAUACCAUGACAUUGAAAAGAUUGAGGAGUGGAAGUGAGGAAGACAAAAGAGUAUAUGAACCAGAGGUUGGAGAUUUAAUUGCCUUGACAAACGACAUGGACAAACGUUUUGCUGUUUAUCUUACAAACUUGACGACAAAUAUCCGAAUAUGGCAAGCAUUGCAUCCAAACCUGAUAGGAGAAAACAUGAAGAUCAUUAAUUCAGUGCUGAGAGUCAAUCCAUCAGUAGAAGAAAAUUGUACUAUUUGUUCUGUUGAGGAAUCGAGGAGUACUCAUGAAUCUAUGUUAAGGGAAUCGAUUGGCACUUUUGGCAUGAAUGAUUCACAAGAAGCUGCUAUCUUAAAUUGUAUUGUUACGAGAGAUUGUCAUCAUCAAAAUGAUGUGAAGCUGAUAUGGGGUCCACCAGGAAGCGGAAAAACAGAAACGAUUUCAUUGUUAUUGUUUGCCUUGUUGAGGAUGAAAUGCAGGACAUUAACUUGUGCACCAACCAAUGUAGCUGUCAUAGGAGUUGCAACAAAGUUACGGAGUUUGCUAAGUGAUACAUUAUUAAAUAUUACCUAUGGACUGGGAGACGUAGUUUUAUUUGGUAAUGGAGAACGAUUGAAGAUUGACGACAAUGAACAUCUUUAUGAUGUAUUUCUCAACCAUCGUAUUUCUAUUCUGCAUAGGUGUUCUAAUCCACACUUUGGGUGGAGAGCAAGUCUAGUAUCAAUUAUAGGCUUGCUUGAAGAUCUUGAAGAGCAAUAUCAACAAUAUUUGAUACAAGAAAAAAGAAAAAGACACAACGACGUUGACGACGGUGAAGAUAAUGACAAUGAGGAGAAGACGUUUAAGAAAGGAAAGGAACGGUUUAGAAAAGAGAAACGGAGAGGUAGUGAAAUCGAAGCGACAGAGAUGAGCUUUGAAAACAAGAAAGGCACAAUAGAGAAGAAACCUAUGGAGAAAACCAUCCAUACCUUGAGGGAAAACAAAAGGGAAAGAUCAAAUAAAGGAGAGAAUAUGAAGCACGACAAAAGAAAGGGUAAGAAUGAAAAAAACAAAGAAAAAACAAGCAACGAAGGUGAUACUUAUUGGACACUUGAGGAGUUUAUUGGAAAGAAAUUUGAUUCAUUAGUAACGCAGAUAAAGCUUUGUGUUGAAGGCUUGUGCACCCAUUUGCCUACUUCCUAUCUUAAGAUGGAAGUAGUAGAGAACAUGGUUAGAGUUCUUGAAAUGCUCCAAACUUUAAGAAAUUCAACCCUAAAUGAAGAUUUCAGACGAGUCCUAAAUGGACCAGGAAAAAUUAGAUCAGAGUGCCUUCAAGUAAUGAAAUUCCUUCUAGGAACAUUCUCUCUACCAAAUUUCACUGAAUAUUUUGAAGUUCGGGAUUUUUGUCUAGCAGGCGCAUGCUUAAUUUUCUGUACUGUUUCAAGUUCAGCGAAACUGAUAAGUCAAGAAAUGGCGCCAUUUGAAUUGUUGAUAAUUGACGAAGCUGCACAACUAAAGGAAUGUGAAUCUGCUAUUCCUCUACAGCUCCCUGGUCUUCGCCACGCAGUACUCGUUGGAGAUGAGAAACAACUUCCAGCAAUGGUUCAAAGCGAGAUAUGCAAGAAGGCUGAUUUUGGGAGGAGUUUAUUUGAGAGGCUUGUGAUAUUAGGACGCAGCAAGCACCUUCUUGAUGUUCAGUAUAGAAUGCAUCCCUCAAUAAGCUUAUACCCGAAUACCAAGUUCUAUGGCAAACAGAUUAGGGACGGUCCAAAUGUCAAGGAACGAGCCUAUGUAAGGAGCUUCCUCGAAGGAAACAUCUUUGGCUCCUACUCGUUCAUUGACGUGACCAGUGGGAGAGAGGAAUCUGAUGAUAGGCAUAGUAAGAAAAAUAUGGUUGAGGUCUCUGUCAUUGCUGAGAUUGUUAAUUUGUUGUUUGACAUUAACUCCUCUCUGUUCCAAAAGGCAAAGUGGAAGGUUUGCUUUAGUGAUGAAUUCUUGAAAUCCAUGUCUAAGAUUCAAGACAUUGACAUUUGUAAAGAGGUCCUUUCUCUUUUGGAGAAGCUUUCAGAUGGAUGGCGUCAGCUGCACAAACCUGAAAUUCUCAGUAACAUGGAUAGUGCUGCUUCACAACUGUUGGAACUAUAUGAUGUCAAAGGGCCAUUGAAAUUGAUUUGGACCAUUGACAUUCACCGGGAAAAUUCAAGCGACGUUCAAGUUAUCAAAGUUUUGGACAUUUUGCCAAGUUUUGAGAUAUCAAAAUUGGCCAAGAAACUUGAUUCAGUAUUAGGGAAGUAUACAGUUGAUCAUAUAAGCCAAUGCUUGUGCAAGCGUGUUGAACGGGACUUGGUACUCCCAAUGACUUGGCCAGUGAAUACAGAUUCUGGAAAUGUUCCAUCUGGUAGUGAUCCUAUACAAGAGCUAGCAAGCCAAGUGGGGGUGAUGCGAUCUUUAUAUAACAAGUGUACAAUAUCGUAA